Molecule: messenger RNA, 3639 nt
Organism: Anolis carolinensis (green anole)
Lineage: Eukaryota; Metazoa; Chordata; Lepidosauria; Squamata; Anolidae
Gene: rgsl1
Product: regulator of G protein signaling like 1
Exons: 22
Coding region: 50-3406 (1118 amino acids)
Source: RefSeq, a predicted model, not a curated record
AAACUGUCUUGGAAGCCACCUCCUUGGACAUUCUAGCCAGAGCCUCAACAUGAACCGAGCUAAGCUGAUUGACAAGCAGCACCUGAGAAUUCUGCUACAAAAUGAAAUCUUUACGGACUUCUUUAAUACAUUCUUGAACCUUCCUGUAUUUGGCCAGACACCCAUUUUCAUCAGCGGCAUUCGUCAGUGGCACCUUUGGCCAGAGAUGCCAUGCAACCUGGUGCCAAAAUACAAAGGCUUGUUAAACUGGUUGGAAAAAUACCGAGUGCCUUUCUUCUGCAAAACUAACUUGAGCCUUCACUAUAUUCUCUGUGAGGAGCUCAUCAGUUUCAUCAGGUCUCCAGAAGCUGCCGAGAUGCUGAGAUGGAAACGGGCCGAUCAGUGGCUUCUUGAGAAAUGUAUUGGUGGCAGCAGAGGAAUGUGGCGUUUCCGCUCCUUCAUGCAAGGAAUGGCAGGGGAAGAAUUGACCAAGUUCUGGCUUGCGGCAGAAAGGAUACUUGCUAUUGAUGAAACAGAUGAGUCCCAGCAGGAUCUCUACAUAUCUCUGAUGCAGGUCUUGAUGGCCACCCACUUGCAGGAGGGCUCCACAGUUGUCACCCUUUGCAACACAAGUGUUGAAACACUUCUGAAAAUGUCUCCCCAUCACCCUCAACAUGCCCGCACUCGGAGGGAGAUCCUGAGUGAGAUGCAGAAAGUGGCACUGUUUAAGAUUGAGAGUUAUUGGCUGCCUAACUUCUACAUUCACUGCAAGCUGAGCAUGGAGAAUGAGCCAAAAUGCCGCCAUUUGCUCAAGGAAUAUCAAGAACGGUUACAAAGAGGAAGCGCUCCAAGGUAUUCCCUGUCUCCUUCACUGACAAUGACCAUCAGAGCAAGUUGCCCUACAACCACAUCAUACUCCAGCAUGAAAAGCAAGAAGAUGGCCUGGGAACACAUCAGGGGCAGAGUUGUUUCCCGCAAAGGGAAACGUAAGGGCCACCGGAAACAAAGAUCACGCAAAAGCAGUCCAGCAGACAGGAAGCGCCACCACUCUGGGAAGCAUUCCACCAAUCCAAGUCCAACUUCUUGUCAAGCAGAUCAUGACAAGGAUGUUGAGACCAAUUCCGAUAUAUUACCAAGCUUCAAAAGCAGUCCAAAUAGCCCAGGUGGUUUCUCCCCCUCUCCUGUGGCCGAUGAGAUUGCUGAGAUGGGCACUGUGAGUAGAUUACGCUCCUCCACUCCAAUGGUCCAGUUUCCCUCGAUGCUUGCUUUGAAGACUCUUGUGAAGUCUCCCAUGUGCUUAGACUUCCUUCCUUGGGCACUCACUGCUGACAAAUGUGCAGGGCGCCCCUUUCGAGACUUUUUACUUUCUCGGACUUAUGCCAUGGAGGUGCACCUCCUCGAUCUGUGGCAUGACCUGGAGGACUUCCUGCGCAUGAUGUUGUGCUCCCUUGGUGAAGGGAACAUCCUUCUGCGCCACGUCAUGGGGGAAAGGAUAUGCGAGCUCUACCUGACCCAGAACAACAACUGGCACCUUCCUUUGAAGCUCACAACUCUCAGGAAUUUACAGAAUCUCUUGCCUUCCGGACACGUUAUACCAUGGGUGCUCAAGGCACAGAAGGAAAUCUGCAAGAUACUCAGCUUUCUCUAUGAGGAUUUCCUUCAGCAUGAUGACAAAAUGUUUCUGUUUUAUGUGAGUGGGAAGGAAAAGAAAACUUGCGAAGAAUCACCUUACCAACAUGACGAGAGCCUCCGACUGGUCAGAAGGAUAAUUGAAUCAAUGCAUCUGAGCCAGGCCUUGGCUGGCAUGAGAGACUUUGAUCUACUUUCUGGAGAGCACUGGCGACUGCUGGGCACCCAGGAUCUGAACACGGGGGGCUCCGUCUUCAUGGAGGUGGAGCCUGUUGUAUGGAAACAUGACUACAACAACAUGGCCUUUGAUGAGUUGGCUUGGUUGAAUCCCAAGAUGGCUGUGGAACUUUUGAGUGAGAACUUCAAGACCUUCUGCAAGUCAUGUGAAAUUGGUGGAGUUUUUAUCCGGCCAAUAGUUGCAAGAAGGAGUCUUCAUUGGACCAGAUCAAGUUUGUCAUUUAUGAGGAAAGGGCCACCUUCAAGAAAGCCCCUGGUAAAGCCCAGAUCACUUACAGAUUUGCUUCAGAACCCCACUCAUCUGGAUUACUUCAGGCAUUUCCUCAAGAUGAAUAAUGCUGAAACCCCACUCCUUUUUGUGAUGUCUGUGGAUGAAAUCGCAAAUGAGACCAAUACCAGGAUUCAGCGUAUUCUCAUCCAAGAAUGUGUUAGGACUUACUUCUUCAACCCAGUCCCAGCUGAGACACUGCUGCAGUGUGAUGCUGAUAUUAUCAAAGAGAUUCCAAGGGCAAAUGUGGUCACUGUUCCCAUGUUAGUCCUGGCACAAAUGUUUGUCAUGAAUUCUUUGCAAGAGACCUGGUUUAAAUCGUAUCAGGGUUUAUAUCCUUCCAGUGAUAUUUCACUUGAAGGAACUAGUGCGAAGGCAAGGAGGAGCUCCGUGAUAACAGACAAACUGAAAAAAUGCUGGUGUGCACUUGGAGGAUUGAUCAAGAGUGUCUGCAGGUUCCGCAAGGCAAUGAGCUAUGUGUCACAGCGCAAACGCUUUGAAGAUUUCCUCCACCGGGAACUAAAAAACGAUAAGGAAAAUAUGCCAGUGACAACACGGCAAAGCAUUAGUGGACCUAGUGGACGCUAUGCCCCACCAUCAGGUGGGUCAGAUGAUGUUGAAGUAAUCCAAGUGAAGCGGAAGAUCUUUGGGAACCGUAUCAUCCUGGUCAACUUCUUAGUUAAUGACCUCUAUUUUUACCUGGAGAUGGAAAGAUUUUUUCAUGUGGCUGACUCGGUGGUAGUGUUGGCAGCCCUUGGCUUGUAUACAGACAAAGAUAUUGCCUUUCUGAAGAGCAAAGUGGCCACCAUCAAUAAACUUUUUCUGAAUUCAGAUAUCCCACCCAAACUGAGGGUCAACCUCACAGAAUCACAAGUGACUCAGAUCCGGAAUCAAGUUGCAGAAGGUCAAGUGAACAGAACUCUUUACCAUGGUGCUAUCAUGUCUGUCUUCCCAGUUUUAUUAUACUUCUGGAAGAAAUAUUGUCUCUGGAAGGUAAUGAAGAGCUUUAAAAAAGUAAAGAGAGAAAAAUCAACAAUUUCUCCCGCAUCACCACCAACUCCCUCAAAAUUAUCUAGGAAAAUCAGUGGUUUCACUGCAGUAGAAGACCACCCAAUCAUCAGAUUUACUAUCCUGAAAGGAAUCCAGCUGUUGCUGCCACAGCCUAGGGAUGAAACAGACGAAUUACCUGGAGAGAAAUCUUCAAUUGGAAGUUUAACUAACUACAGAAAAUCCUCAUCUGCUUUCUAUGGAACACAGAGGCGAAUGUCAUCACAUAUAGGAAUAUCAUCAUGACAAGAUCCAUAAUCUUCUUGUUUGGGCAUAGUGGAAAGGACUAUUGUGGUGCCAACCAUUUUCUUUCCAGAGGAUAAAACUCGGCUGUAGAUCAAUAUAACUGCUGCAGAUUCCAGAACUGAAAGAGGUCAAAAAAGAUAUUUUUAUGCUAUGUAAUAAAAGGAUAAUUUCUCUCCUAUGAACUUUUUCCAUCCUUCCAGUAGAAGUCCUAAAAUAAAAAUUUGCAAUAUGUA